This is a messenger RNA of Volvox carteri f. nagariensis, 1068 nucleotides long. RefSeq lists its product as uncharacterized. NCBI's taxonomy places the organism in Eukaryota, Viridiplantae, Chlorophyta, Chlorophyceae, Chlamydomonadales, Volvocaceae. The record is from RefSeq and is a predicted model, not a curated record. Bases 1 to 1068 code for a protein of 355 amino acids. The transcript has a single exon.
AUGUCUCUCUCCGUGAGCUAUUUGGCAACUCAAAAUCCUGUGGGAAGGGUUGUGGUGCGGCCUCGGGGAACCACCGUCGGCAGCAGCAACGGCAACCCGCAGACGCUCGUUUUCUUCAAAGACCACAUCCGCGAAUUGAUCGAGAUUUCCGGGAGCAGCACCGCUAACGGGACAGCAAAUGGUCCGGUAUCGGCGAGGACUUUCCGGCUGAGCUGCGAACGACUGCAGGUCGAAGGGCGACUCUGCAAUCCCCGCUUACCCACCUACGAGCCCAUCACGGACUCCAUAUUCUUCGUGGAGAAUGGCACAGCCAUUAAGCGCCUCGACAGAAACAACAGAAUUUCGCUGGUUGCUGGCAGCGACACACAAUCAGGCAACAAGGAUGGCUGUGGCUGGAUGGCGCGCUUCCAACAAAUCACUGCACUGAUGGCAGAUGGCAAGGGGAAUGUACACGUGUCAGACUACUCCAACGGGCAAUGCCACCUCCGUGUGGUGCUGGUCAGGACCGGCGAUGUGUACACCCCGAAGGCCAGGGGCAGGGCAUUGGGAUUCGGUACCACAUGGCGAGCACUGUCGUACGAUGUCGAGGCCGACAUGAUGGUGGGAGCCUCACCGUCUGCUAUCUACCACAUGGCACCGUACGGCAUUGAAUUCCAUAACCCUACACCGCCUGCGAUGUUUCGCCUGGUCGCCGGGGACAAGCAGAACUUCGCGGAUUAUAGACCGGGGAUGGACGGCAAGGGCGUGAUGGCACACUUCAAGUCUGUUUACGCCAUCUUGGCUGGCGCCAAUGGCCGUGUGCUCGUGGUGGACUCAGCCGUGGGGGACAUGGUAAAGCUUCGUGUGGUGGAUGCGGAUGGCACGGUGAGCUCAUUGGGGACUCUCGAUGGUGCCGGAUAUACGGAACUAAGUGCUGGCGUGCUGCCCCAGGGCGAGCUGGUACUGAGCUUGGACACCAAGAAGGGUUUUGCCGUGAUCGCAAUCAUUAGCGGCGUGAACUUCGUUCCUAGCAGCGAAAUCCUAGCUGGGUGGCAGAGACACCCAGUUGUUGCAUUGUUGAGCGGCUAA